AUGCCCCACAACAAGGGCAAAACAGUCGGAAAGGCAGACAGGGCUGCAAGGAAUCUCAGGCAACUGGAAACCGAGCUUCGGCAUUUGCAACAAAUAUACGAAUCGAUACCUCGAUACUUCACGGACUCUGAAACAACAAGACAAACUUACGGUGAUAUUCCUCUUAGCCUAUUGAAUAUAUGCUACUGCAACUAUGCGCGGGCACAACACAAACACCAAUAUCUCGCAAAGUUCCGUGACAAUUGGCCGUUUCACGACUUUAUGGGUUGUUAUCUUCGAAAUCAUGUACAGUACACUAAGAAGCAGCACCCAAACUUGGACGACUCUGAGGUUGACCGCAUAUAUGCGCACAGAUUGAUGAGUCUGAUGUUAGUGGAUUCAGACAUCGAUGAGGAGAGGCGCCCACGGCCUCCAAAAAAAAUCUGCUCAGAUCAUUGGCCCAGCAGUGCGCGCAAAAAGCGCAACCAACAGCGGGUCCCUCUAAGUUUUCUGGAUCAUAUGAUGAUGCAGCAUAUCACGACAAUGGUGAAUCGGAGCUGUCUGAACCACCCGAGAGCAUUCAUGCUAGUACUCCAGUACCGCGGCCUAAAUCUUCACGGUCACGACCAACCAGACGCGGAAGGUCGCGCAAAUGAGCUUUUUUCUUCAUCCGUCUCUCUUCACCACAUUUCUGGCCGUUCUUCACCUGUCCCUGCUUGCUAG
Molecule: messenger RNA, 702 nt
Organism: Suillus subalutaceus
Lineage: Eukaryota; Fungi; Basidiomycota; Agaricomycetes; Boletales; Suillaceae
Exons: 8
Coding region: 1-702 (233 amino acids)
Source: RefSeq, a predicted model, not a curated record